Molecule: messenger RNA, 2340 nt
Organism: Colletotrichum lupini
Lineage: Eukaryota; Fungi; Ascomycota; Sordariomycetes; Glomerellales; Glomerellaceae
Exons: 7
Coding region: 1-2340 (779 amino acids)
Source: RefSeq, a predicted model, not a curated record
AUGCCUCGCCAGGUCAUCUCCAAGCCGAUCAUGGGUCCGGCUCGCCGCACCCGCGCUCACAGCCAGGCUCUCAUCAACAGUGCCGGUGCUACCGCUGCCGUCAGCAAGAUGACUGGCACUGCUGUGCCCAACCUCAAGGGAUCGAACACCUCGACCACCGAGCCCCAGGUUGAGAAGGUCAAGAAGGUCCCGAAGGCCAAGCAGGUCGCGAAGGGCAAAAAGGUCCAGAAGCCGAAGCCUCGCUUCGACACCUUCCACCCGUUCCCCCGUCUCCCUAAUGAGAUCAAGGCAAUGAUCCUUUGCGAGUACAUCGACUUCGAGCCUGCCAUCAUCUACGCUGACUGCAAGGCGAACAAGAACGACCCGGGCCUGAUCGACGUCAACACUGGCAAAGACGGCAGACACUCGAAAUACAAAUGCCUCGCUGAGCUCACCAAGGGCCUUCCCGACUUCAAAGCCUACAUUGAGCGCCAAAUUGGUAUCUCCUUCCACGACUUGUCCUACAGCCCCGAGGAAGGCGUGCGCAAGGAUAAGGAUCUCAUGGUCCUUAUCUUCAGCGAGAAUGGGGGACGUCACCUGAAUUGGUACAGCGACUCCCAGCGGAAUCUAAAUCGCGAGCUCUUUGUUCCUGGUAUCGAGAACAUUGGCGUCAUGGUCCAAGACAGCGGAAUGUUUGGCAAGGAGGCAAUCGAGAAGGGAUACGGUAGUAUGGUCAUGGCUUUCACAAAGUGGACCGUCGUCAUUCGGGCUGCGUCCCAGACGGCUCCGAAACUCCUCAGUUCGUGGCUUUACGUGCCCGCGGGCAUCAUGGUCAUGCUGGCCGCUUGCUUCGGCGUAAGCGUCUUCUUCGACGCCGUCGGCGUUUCUUUCCCUGCCUCUGUGGCCUGUUUGAUUCUGCUCUUCUUCGGUCUGUUGCUGUCGGAGCUGGUACUGGGAAACCACAAGACGAGAGCAAUCGUUGCCGUCAUUGAUGUGCCAGCGGGAUGGUCUCUCCGUUGGAUCAACAUCUUCUUCACACCAUCGUUCAUCAUGUUGCCUUUGAGUCCCUCAAUCGGCAUCGUUGAAGUCAUGAAGAUUAUUGCUGUCUUCAUCAUUGGCUUCAUCGUCAUGAUGGCGCUCGCCGCAUACCUCACCCGCGGCCUCCAACUCCUCCUCGGCUCAUCCAAACGCGCAAUGACAGAGCGCGCAGAAGAAAUGGGCAACGAGACCGACGAGAUUCCCCUCGCCGACACCCCUCCGCGAAUUGACUCCGUCCCGGGCUCCCGCACCAUCUCCGCAGCCCCGUCUUCACUCUCACUCAACACCCUCGCUCCGCCGCCGCCCUCCCAAAACGCCUCACACAACUUCCUCCCGUCAGGAACAUCCUCUCCCGCGAGAGUCCACGAAAUUAACGUCGAUAUCCCCUCCUCUCCGCCAACACCACCUCUCCCACCACAGGACCCCGUCCCCCCGCCACGCUCCCAGCUCUGGGCAGCCUGGAUAUGCGGUCACCUCAACUGGGUUCUUUACGCCUCCAUCUUCACCUUUGUCGGAAUCCCCCUUUACUACACAACAGGAUACGCCAUGCCCCUCCACCUAAGCCUCAUCCUCCUCGUCUACUUCGCCGCCAUGUCCGUCCCCGCAAACUGGAGGCAAUAUCUCCACCCCGUUCUCGUCACCGCCCUCUUCUCCGUCCUCGGGAUCUGGGCUCUCGCCGCCAUCCGAGGCGCAGGCCUCUUUGACACCCUCCGAUCCUUCCGCACGGGAGCGAAUUACACAUACCUCUGGCUCCACGCCAAGAACCCGGAAGGCCGCCUCCCCGGCGCCGGCGACAUCUUCAGCACAGUCCUUGACGCGAGUAUUGUAUCGCUCGCGCUGCCGAUGUACCAAUACCGCCGUGAGCUGAAGCAGAACUUUGUGGCGAUCGUGCUGCCCAACAUCCUCAUGUCGAUAGGCUGCCUCUUCUCGUACCCCAAGAUCUGCUUCGCCAUCGGCAUCAGUGCAGAACGGUCUCUCGCGUUUGCGUCGCGGAGUCUGACGCUUGCGCUGGCUCUGCCUGCAACGGAGAACUUGGGUGGAGAUUUGAAUACCGUGGCUGCGGUGGCUAUUAUGAGCGGUAUUGUCGGUGUGCUAGUUGGCCAGCGGAUGUUGGCCUGGAUGAAGAUUCCAGAAGAUGACUACAUCACCCGCGGCGUCACACUCGGAGCCAACUCCUCAGCCAUCGCCACCGCCCUCCUCUUACGAACCGAUCCUCGCGCCGCAGCGCUAUCAAGCUUGUCAAUGAGCCUAUUCGGCACAAUCACGGUCCUCUUCACAUCCAUCCCGCCCAUCGCAAGCGUCAUCAAAUCUCUAGUAACCUGA